Messenger RNA from Lottia gigantea (owl limpet), 5496 nucleotides. RefSeq lists its product as hypothetical. Gene Ontology annotation, cellular component: membrane. The coding region runs from base 1 to 5496 and encodes 1831 amino acids. The transcript has 39 exons. The record is from RefSeq and is a predicted model, not a curated record. Lineage: Eukaryota; Metazoa; Mollusca; Gastropoda; Lottiidae.
AUGGCGCGGGUGUCAGAGAUUCACACGAAAGACAAAGUGAUAGAUUUUUUACGUGUUCUUAUAGUUUUUCAAACAUUACACCCAAAUACAUUAAAUGUUCAUGGAGUAGACAGUCACAGUCAAGCAUUCAUACAAACAGAUAAACAUUUAACAUACAUAGUAGGUGAUUAUAGUAAUGGUAUUCCUUUAGAAAUAAAACCUGGUCAUUCAAAUCAAGAUUUUAGCCAACAAGAUGAUAAUUUUUUCUCUACGAUUAGGUUGGAUCCUCCCCUUCUGGAUUUUAACCAACAACCAGUGGGGAUGCCCCGUAUGGAAAAAGUUACAGUUGUAAAUUCAGAUACUAAAAAUACUUUACAUUUAAUAUCAAUAUCGGGCAGUACUGUUCAUUUUCAUUGCUCAUUUUUUCAAGAUAAGGCAGUGCCCCCUGGUGGCAAUACAACAUUUGAUGUUGUGUUUUUAGCUCGUCAGGUGGGCAAUGUAGAAAAUACACUUUAUAUUCGUACAUCCUUAGGAUAUUUAAAUUAUCAGGUUUUUGGGGUGGGGGUUCCAAACCCAUAUCGCUUGAGACCUUAUUUAGGUGCGCGGGUGCCAGUAAAUUGUAGUUUUUCACCUAUGAUAGAAAUGCAUAAUCCAUAUAGUACUAAAUUACAAGUAUUAGAAAUGUUUUCUAGUGAGGGUGAUUUACAUUUAGAAUUACCCACUGGUGAAAAAGAAGCUGGUAAAUCUGCAUGGGAAAUCCAGCCCUUUGAAACCAAGUCGGUAAUGAGAGCUAAUUUUAUCGCUAGAGUAGAAAAUAAUCAUACAGCUUUUAUACGUAUUAAAACCAGUAAAGAAAGUGAAAAUAAAUUAUUAAUAUUACCAGUAGAAGUAGAAGUAUCAGCAGAACCAGGUUUAUAUUCUCCUGUUGAAAUGAUAGAUUUUGGUAUUUUACGAACGUUUGAUGAGCCGAAAUCCAUGAAAAUAGGUUUAAUAAAUACUGGUACAAAACCAAUACAUAUCAGUAGCAUAACAGUAUCACCACCAAAUGAUGCAAUAAGUAUAGAUUUUAGACCAAGUAAAUUACCAGCUAAUAAUCAGAAAAUAACAACAAUAGCUCAUAUCACAUAUAAAGCUGUAAAAGCAUUACACCCCAGACAAUGGUCUGGUAAAAUAAUAAUACGUUCUAAAAAUAAUCAAGAGAAAUUAAUCUUGCCAUACCAAGCCAAUGUUUUACAUGGGUCUAUGGUCUAUAAUAUUAACAUGACAUAUUUUUUUAGUGCUAAAGCUCUACGGAAUAUAACUAGGCCUUUAGCUUUUACCAAUACUUUUAACUUUUCACUUGUUAUAUAUAAUGUCAGCUUAUCUUCUAAUGUAGCUCCAUAUUUCACUAUUUUAAACUUUGUUCGUCCUAUGAUAAUUUUACCACAGCAGACUUUAAAAGCAUUUGAUUUAAUGUAUCACCCUAAUGCUACACAGUUACAUUUUACUACAAUGUUAACACUUCAUACCAAUACAUCUACGUUUUCUAUACCUAUAAUAGUUUAUAAUGGCUUAUUUAAAGUUAUACACCAUAGACCAGAGAAAUUUAAGGGUCAGUUAGAUUUUGGUACUAUGGGAGUGGGUGAAAGUCGUAGUAUGACAUUUACGGUUAGAAAUGAUAAUCCUGUCAAUGUGAUACUAGGUGAAUACACCUCUAAUAUGAAUCAAACCAUAGUAAGAAUAUUAGGUAUAGAAAAAGGUAAUGGUACAACGCUAACCAGAUUACAUAAUCAAUCUGAUAUAGACACUGACCCUUUAAUAAUCAAACCAUAUCAUUACGCAGUAUUUAGUGUUGAUGUUAUAGCACCUUACGAGGAAGGGGCGUAUGCAGCAGAAGUUAUGAUUGUCACCCAAUUUCAAGAUUUAUUUAUACCUAUGACAUUACGUACAGCAGAAGGUAGUCUCUAUGCCAUUCCAGAAAAAUUUAUAUUUGAUAGAGUCUAUCCUGGUAAAACACCAUUUAAAGUUUUACAAAUAAACAGCACUUUUAAAAAUUAUAUGGAAGUUACACAAGUUACAUUUAAUCCAGCAGAUACUAGAUUUUAUUUUAUACCACAAAAUGAUAAUGUAGUAUUACUGAAACCUGGAGAACCUAAUGUGGUGGGAAAGAUAUAUUUCGAUAGUAAAAGAGAAUGUUUAGAAGAUUGUUAUGUUGGUUUACCAACUUUUACUCCUGGAGGAAACCAGUGGCUAGUUGGUUUAACUCUAGAAAAAGAAGUUGCAAAUACAGACCAAUAUCUCUUUACAUGGUUACAACAAAAAUGGGAAAAAAUAGAGAAUUCAGAAUUUAAUAUAGCCAAUGUAACAAUAGAAUUAGAUACAAAUGAAGUUCGAGGUUUUUUAUUCUCAGCUCAAGCCUAUUUACAUUGGCCAUCUUUAGUACGAAAAACACAUAUAAAAUUUCCUUUAACACAAAUAGGCAAUAUAUCAAUAUCUGAUGUUAUAGUGGAAAAUACUGGAGAUUACCCUGUAGUUAUACAAGUUUUACCUUUAUCAUUAUAUCCCAGUCCACAUACAAUACUAGAUUUAUUAACAAAUAGGUUAUCAACAGAUAUCUCCGACUAUAUUGAAACAGAUGAUAUAGAUACAUUUACUCUACGUGAUCUAGAACAUAUUAAUAAAGCUGAUAAUAAUCCAAUGAUAAAUCAUAGAAAAACAGUAGAGAAUUUAUUAGGUCCAACACCACAUCCUGAUACUCUAGCAGCACUGUUAAAAACAGGAGAAAAAUUAAAAGUUAAAAUAGGUUUUCAACCACGAGAUGAUGUUCUAAGAACAUCUUUAAUAGUUAUCAGGAAUAACUUAACUAUUAUUGAUGCUGUGGUUGUACAGGGUCAAGGUCGGCGUGGUGAUUUAAGAUUUAGCACCAGAAGACCUGGCAGUGUUACACCUUUAUUAUUUGAAAUGACAGAAAAGCAUCUUAAAAACUGUGAUAUUUCUGAGAAAAAGUCCAGUAAAUUGGUUCCCCAUUUUACAGUUCGCAGAACAUUUACAUUAAAAAAUACUGGUGAACUACCAUUUUAUGUGCAUAAAUUUAGUAUUAAUGAUUCACCUUGUGAAGGAUUUGGUUUUAAAGUUUUAGACUGUGAUGGUUUUGAAAUGUUACCUAAUAUGAGUAGAAAAAUAGAUAUAGCUUUUACUCCAGAUUUUACUAUGUCUAGAAUCAGAAGAAGUUUAACAGUUUAUACAAGUUUAGGUCCACCAGCAAAUUAUACAUUACAAGCUACAGUUCCACCACAUUUACUACCUAAAUGUUCAGCAGCUUUACCACGACCUAAUUGGGAACCAGUUUUAUACUAUUCUGUACUCUGUGUUAUGGGCUUUUUCUUCUUCUGUAUCUUAGUAGCAGCAUACUUUGAGGCAGACCGGGUAAUAGUAGCCGAUAUACUCAGACGUAAACUUAAAAUUAACAGCGCUGCACAGAUAUUUGAUAAAGGAAAAGUGUUUGACCUAAACAGUAUUGCUGGAUUAUCAGCCUUACAUCCCAAACCAAUACCACAACCUCAAACAGUUGAAAUCAAACAGCCUCUACCUGCUAGAAUAUUAGAACCAAACGGCCAUGUUGAAUAUCGCAGAGCACAACGUGAACCUCUCUUCUCCAGUAUAUUUAGUAUUCUCAAAAAUCUCAUUCCAAGAAAGAUUUUCCGACGAUCAAGUCGGAAAGUUGAUAGACAAGCAUCAAAAGAAAAAGAAGUUAAAUCUACAAGCUCACAGAGUGGGGCAAAACAACAGACCAAUGAAAAAGACAAAUCAAGUAAUAAUAAUAAUAGUAAUGACAAUACAGAUAAAAACAAACUACGAAAAUCAAAAUAUAACAAGAAACAAGAGGACAAUAAUGAGAAGAAAAUUCGAAGUGACUAUUAUAAUGACCCUAUAGAAGAUUAUAUUACAGAUAUGAUGGAUAAAGAAGAAUUUAUACCUAAUCGAUCAAAUGUGAAAUCUCGUAGUAAGAAGAAACGUGGUAAGAAUAAUGAUAUAUUACGUACUGUAGGAUUAAAAGAUAUCUCAUCAGUUAUAUCAGAUGAUAGAGAUGAAAUAUCAUCUACCACAACAGAUUCUUCUAAUGGUGAUAAUGAUGAAAAGACGUACAGUGCUAGAGAUUCUACACCAGAACCACCUGUUAUAACAUCGUCAAAAUCUAAACGAUUAAAAGUCAAAGUUGCAACUUCUGUUGAUGUCUUAGAUGAUUUCAGUGGUGAAGGUGAAUUCUUACUCACGUCAAGAUCAAAAGCUCAUCGUAAGAUUAGAGUUAACCCAAACGAGACAUUUGGAGGAAACAUCCUCCGACCUAGUUCAUUAGAAUUACCCUACUCAAUGGAAAGUAAACCACAAAAAGAAGAGAAAUCCGAAGAAAAUAAAUCAAAAAAAUCCUCAAAAGCCUCUAAGAAGAAAGGUGCUGUUUAUAUUCAUACAGAUUUAACAGAUAGUGAGGACCAUGGUAAAGAUUCACCACCGCCGAAUUGGGAUUUAUCAAACCUCACUCCUGGCGAUCUCAGUGAUUUAUCUAUUCAGACUCAAGAUUUUGCCUCUAAACACAUCAAAUCUAUGAACAGUAAUGGAACUGUUAAUGGCUUUUCUCCUGAUAGUCUGUCUAGUUCCAGUCGUUCCAGUUCUUACAGUAGUAUUGUUAGUAAUAGCAGUAAUGGUAAUGACAAUAAAACUAAACGUGGCUCCAAUGACAAACGCUUUUUCAACCCUUUUGCUGAAAAUGGUCUUCCAAAUUUAUUGUCCAAACCACCACUACUUUCACCAACAGACAAGGGUAAUAAUCCAUGGACUAAUUCUACCAGUAGUCCCAUACCAAUACCAGAAUCAAUUGGAGUGAAUAGUUUUGGUUUACAUACUAUAGAUGAGAAUAUCCAGUCUAACUUCAUGGCAAAUAAUGUUCCAGUUGGAACUCAACCAACUUCUGAAUAUGGUUAUACUGCUCCUAAUGGUAUUGGUGGAAUCUACUCUAAUUAUAGUUCAGCUAAUAUUGAGUCCCUUCCACAAUCACAACAACUGACUAUGAUGCAACAGUUACAAGUGGAAAGGAGACGUCGUACACAAGAACAUCAAAUGAGGAUGCUUCAUCAAGGAGUUGGCUGGCCAGGAUUUGAUGCACCACCAGUAAGAAGUGACAGUUUAUGGGAUUCACCUUUAGAUGCUACAGCUUGGUCAUCCAACACGGAUAGUCCACCUAAUAGUAAUCCUGGUGGUUUCUGGAACACCAUAAGUAACUCUGCUAGUAGUGGAUGGAAUUCGUUUGCUAGUAUUUGGGGUAACACACCAAGUACAAGUGCUGCACCAACCAUACCAACUGACAGUAUUGUCAAUGAUGGAACCAAUCCAAACUCUCCUUCUGUUCCAAUUACAUCUUCUGGAAGUUUCAAUCCAUUUGGACCAGUUCAAGCUAUCUGGGCUCCUGGAUCAACUCAGACAGGCACUAGUAACUGGGGACAGUUUGCAGCUAAUCCUGAAGAAGAGGAGCAGAAACAGUAG